AUGAAGGAUGGAAUUUUUCUAGAGAUGGCUGAAGAAGAAGGCAAAUCGGCUAAAGCAGGAAGCAGACACGGACGACGAAGCUUUUCUUCUCGCUCCAACAAGCAAACGUUUCGUGGUGGACGGCGGCGUUAUGGUGGUGAAUUCAUGUAUCCGACUGGUGGCACAAAAGAAGAUCCACUAAACCUCAAUGCAGUGAUAUCGGGCGACGAAUCAGUCAGCACCAAGGAAUCGAACAUCGCCCAAUCUAAACCUAUCGAAGUAAUUACUUUUACUAAUCUUUAUUAA
Messenger RNA from Ostertagia ostertagi, 285 nucleotides. The record is from the annotation of a GenBank genome assembly. NCBI's taxonomy places the organism in Eukaryota, Metazoa, Nematoda, Chromadorea, Rhabditida, Trichostrongylidae.